Messenger RNA from Closterium sp. Naga37s-1, 6423 nucleotides. The record is from the annotation of a GenBank genome assembly. NCBI's taxonomy places the organism in Eukaryota, Viridiplantae, Streptophyta, Zygnematophyceae, Desmidiales, Closteriaceae.
AUGGAUUAUGAUUCUCACGAGGACGCCCCUACAGGAGGUGGGAGUGGAAAGGAUGGCGAUGGUGGGGAUGAAGAUGUUAAUGGUGGUGGGGAUGAAAAUGUUAAUGGUGGUGGGGAUGAAAAUGUUAAUGGUGGUGGUGGCGGUGUGGGUGCUGCAGCCGGUGGGGAUGCGGUAGCAGAGCAAGGGACGAGUGGAGAGGGUGGGGGCGAGGAGUGGCGGCUGGCGUUUGACUUGAAUGAGGAGCAGCCGGGGGAAGCAUGGGCGGAUGGAGAGGGUGAUGGCACUGGUGCUGAUCAUUGUGUUGCAGCCGAGCCUCAGGGUGAAGUCGGCUGUGUUUCUGCUGUUGUCGCUGUUGGCGCUGGUGCUGAUGACCACUGUGCCGCUGCCAAGCCUGAGGGUAAAAUCGGCCGUUCUUCUGCCGUUGUUGCUGUUGACGCUGGUGCUGGUCAUUGGGCUGCUUCCGAACCUCAGGAUGAUAACGGUUAUGGUUCCGCUGCUCACUAUGACGCUCAUGCUGCUGCUGCUGCUGCUGCUGUUGCUGUUGCUGCAACUGCGGACGGGGUGUGUGACAAGCACGGUGGGGCAAGUAAGCGUGUUGGUGUGGCAAGUGGCAGCAAGGCGAGGCCAGGUGCGCACCUGUUGCUGCUAGACAUGAAUGCAGAGGCAGAGGCAGACAUGUGGCUUGAUGCAGAGGCAGAGGAGGCAGCAGACAUGGGCUUGGAUCUGGGGUUGGGAGGAACGUGUGGGGCACAGCAGAGUCAACAGAGUCAACGGAGUGAAGGCGGUCUGGGUGGAGAAGAAUCGGGUGGGAGUGAGCAGGUGGGGGGAGGCAUGGUUGGGUUGUCGCUGGGUCUUGAGUUGGGCGCUCCAGAGACAGAAAAGUGGUUCGAGAAGGGGAGAGUAGAGGUGGAGAAGCAGGAGAGGGCUUCAGGGCCCCACUCGCUAGCUCCCCACUCGUCAGAGCACCACUCUUCAGGGCCUGAUGCGUUGUUGAUGGAUUCUCCUGUGCCUGUAGCAAGCUCACGUGUGGUGAAUUGGUUGACGCAGCACCAACAACGGUGGCGUAAGCAGCGGGAGGAGCAGCAAGUGAAGGAGGAGCAGGAGGUCAAGGGGGAGGAGGGACGGGAUUUGGAGCAGGAGGAGCGGGAGCAGGAUCACCAGGGCAGGCACGCACAAGGUGGCUCAGGGAGUGGGAAGGCAGAAGGUGCUGGGGAUGCAGAGAGGGAGAGGGAGAGGGAGAAGGAGAUGGCAGCAGAUGUUUACCGGCUGGGGUUGCUGUUCUUUGAGCUGACGUGUCACAUGAGCGACCAGUCGGAGCGCAGCAGUGCAAUGGAGGAUGUGAGGAGCCGGGUGCUGCCCACGGGGUACCUCAUGGCCUUCCCCACCGGCGCUGCCUUCUGCCUCUGCCUGCUGCACCCCGUGCCCUCCAGACGCCCGCCAAUGAGGGACGUCCUCACAAACAGCCUCUUUCUCCGCCUCUCUGCAGAAGCUUCCCCUGCAGCUUCCUCCUGCCAGUGCCAGCUGUCCGUGUCGUUUUCACCUUGGCGAUCAUCGGAAGCACAAGGGAACGCGGAGGGGCAGGCGGGGCAGGAGGAGCAGGAGGAGCAGGCGGGGCAGGAGGAGCAGGAGGGGCAGGAGGAGCAGGAGGGGCAGGAGAAGCAGGGGGGGAAGGAGGAGCAGGAGGAGGAUCAGGAGGGGCAGGAGGGGAAGGAGGGGCAGGAGGAGGGGCAGGAGGAGGAGCAGGAGGAGGAGCAGGAGAGGCAGGAGGAGCAGGAGGGGCAGGAGGGGCAGGAGGGGCAGGAAGGGCAGGAAGGGCAGGAAGGGCAGGAAGGGCAGGAAGGGCAUGAAGGGCAUGAAGGGCAGGAAGGGCAGGAAGGGCAGGAAGGGCAGGAAGGGCAGGAAGGGCAUGGGCAUGCACACCCUCAUGAUGGUACUGUUGAUGGCGGCGUGUGCGUUAGCAGUGAUGUGGAGGGGCGUGAGGAUGGAGAGGAGGGAGAGGAGGAAGAGGAGGGGCCGCGGCAGCGCAGGCCAGGCAAGGAACCGAUGGUGGAAGUGAGCGAUGGGGACGAUGAUGGUCUGUGCUGGAUGAAGGAUGAAGGUGAACCGGUCGAGGAGUUGGAUGGUGGUGGGCGUGGUGGAAAAGCAGAGGAGGGGGAGGAGGAAGAUAUGAGAGAAGAGGGGGAGGAGGAGGAAGAUGAGGAAGUGGAGGAGGAGCGAGAGAAAGGGUGGGGUUGGAGGGAGGGAGGAGAGGAGGGCGCUGCUGUUGGUGGCGGUUUGGUUGGGGAGGGGGCUAGAGGCUAUGCGUUUACUGGUACUCUUGAGUUCAGUAGAAAGCGAGAAAGGGCGCAGGAGACGGAAGAGAGGGAGAAAGAGGUUGGUGGUGGUGGGGAAGACGAUGGGGAAGGUAUGCAUGGCAGAGAGGGAGAGGAGGAAGAGGAGGAAGAGGAAGACGAAGAGGAGGGACGAGGGGAGGCAGUGGGGAUGCGAGGGAGCAAGAGGGUUCGGUGUGAGGAGGAGGAGCCAACAGAUGUGAGUCUGUCACAGGAGGAGGAGGAGCCAACAGAUGUGAGGCUGUCACAGGGGGAGGAGCCAACAGAUGUGAGGCUGUCACAGGGGGAGGAGCCAACAGAUGUGAGGCUGUCACAGGGGGAGGAGCCAACAGAUGUGAGGCUGUCACAGGAGGAGGAGGAGCCUCUACGUGGUCAUCAUCAGCGUCAUCCUGCUUCAAUGCCGCAGAAGGAGCCUCUGGUGGAGUCGCCUCAAGCGCUGACACAGGAGGAGGAGCCGAGUCCUGAAGCGCCUGAAAUGCUCACAGAGACGGAGUUGGCAGAGAGGGAGGAGGAGAACGAGGUGCUCCUGGAUUUUCUCCUGAGGGUGCAGCAGGGGAAGGCGGAGACGUCCCAGCAGGUGGCCGCCAAUUUUGACGGGCUCUCUGCUGACGUGGCGGAGGUUGCUGAGAGGAGGCGGCUGCUGCUGGCGCUGUCUCGGCCUAUCAGCGCGCGCCAAUUCACGAACCCAGGCACUGGGAGUGGAGCCGAAACGGAUGCUGCAGUAAGAGAGGCGGAUCAAGAAAGGGAUGCAUCAGAUGCCAGGGCAGGGGCGAGGGGGGAGAGCAGGAACGGUGGUGGGAGUGGGUGGAGACAGGGCCAAAGGCAGCGGAUAGAAGAGGAGGGUGCAGUGGGGAUGCGUGGGGGUGUAAGACAGGGAGGAGCAGCACAGGCGGGGGGGGGAACAGCUUUACAGGGCAUGAGAGGCAGGGGGGAGGAGUGCACUCGGCUUUCCGUAGCCUCGACUGCUGCUGCUGCUGCUGCUGCUGCUGUUGCUGUAGCAGCAGCUUCUGGCACAGCACCGGCUGUAGCUCGUGGUGCGCCAGCAGAAGCAGGCGCUACAGCCGCAGAGGAAGCUUGGCAGAACCUUCCAGAAGCUGCCAAGGCGUGGCUGAGACGGCAGUGGGCCAUGGGGCCCGCGGGGGUGUUUGUUGCUUGUCCAGCAGCCCUUGAUCAGUCAAAUAUUCUCUCAUAUGCACAUACACAUACGCAUGGGCACACAGGGGGCAGUGAGCAGCAGCAGCAGCAGCAGCAGCAGCAGCAGUAUCUGCUUCAGGCGCAGACCUCUGCAGAGGAAACUCUCUCAGGAGGGUCGGAAGGUGCCUUUUCCUACUGGGCUGCACGGGGAAGGGCGGCUAGUGGGGCAGGUGUGGGUGCAGUUGGGGGGGCAGGUGUGGGCGCAGAUGGGGGGGCAGUAGGGGGAGCUGCAGGGAGGGAUGGGGAUGUGGCAGAGGAGGGGCACAUGCAAGAGGUGUGGGGGCGGCUGGGCUGUGUGCUUCAAACGGUGAGGACGCUGGGACAAGAUGUGACUGUAGAGAGGGGUGCUGGGACCAGUGCUGCAGCUGGCAGGGAUAGUGGGAGUGGCAGUGCAAGGGAUGGUGCUGUGGGUGCGGGUGGUGCUGUGGGUGCGGGUGGUGCUGCGGAGAGGAUUGCAGGAGGUGCUGCCCUUGCCUCGCCUGCAGCCACACCCACAGCGGCGCCGGCAGGUGCAGGGGCAGCUGGUGGGUCUGCUCGUACGGACGUGAGGCUAAGGGCGUCCUCUGGCCAGGACACUGCCACUGCCAGUGCAGAUGGUGGUGCUGGUAGCGGUGCUGGUGCUGGUAGCGGUGCCAGGGCCGGUGCUGGUGGUGAUGGUGGAGGAGGAGGAGGAGGUAGUGGUGGUGGGUGUGGUGCAGAGGCUGCUGCUCCCAGAUUGGCUGCUGCCCCUGCGUCCUGCCUGGGAGGGAAGUGGCACGCCAGCAGUAUGGGAGGUGACGAUGGCAGAGAGGAGAGGGGGGAGAGCAGCAAGCGGAGGGCGGUGCACAUGUAUGGCAGCACGAGCAGCGCCAGCAGCAGGGAGGUGGUGGAACCGGUACUGGGCACUAGAGCGAGGCAGGAGGGUGCUGGCGGCACAGGCGCGGGGCAGGAGGGGAUGAGAGGGGAAGGAGGUCGGGAUGCGAGACGGUGGAAUGGAGGGAAGCAGGGUGAGAGGAGCAGAACCCCUUUCGAGACUUCUCCGAAGCAGAGCGAGAGGAGCAGAACGCCCCCUGUGUGGGAACGUGCGGCGGCGGCAGCAGCGGUGCAGCAGCACAGCUGGCAGCAGCAGAGCUCGUCCGGUGGCGGAGGCAGCUGGGCUGUUGUCACUGGUGGUGGUGCCGGUGGUGAUGGUGGUGGUGGUGGUGGUGGUUUCGUGGUGGAUAGCAUCCUGAAUGUACCGACCACCACACAGGGCACGCAUGGGACUCUGUUUUCUGUGGAUACAGAGGGGCGGGUGGGAGCAGGAGGUCGCUUUGGUGGUCGGGGUGAAGUGCUGGGAGCAGCUGAGCGUUUGAGACACGGGGUCUCUGAGCCUUCCCAUCCUGUCCCUGCUUCCACGCCAGCUGAGGCUGAUUCUGAGCCUUCACAUUCUGCAAGACUGCUGGCAGCAGUGUUGCCAAGUGAAGCAGCACCAGCACCAGCAGCACCAGCAGAGGCAAUAGCAGCUGCAGUAACUCCAGCAGCAGCAGCAGAGCUACCAGCACCAGCGCCAGCACCAGCAGUAGCAGCAGCAGCAGCAGCAGCAGCAGCAGCAGUACCUGUACCAGUGGCACCUGCACCAGUCACCUCCCGCCCACCACAGCCCUGGCUGGGGCAUUUCUUCGAGGGCCUCUCCCGCUACACCAGGUUCGGCAAGCUGCAGGUUCGGGCGGCGCUGCGCCGCGGCGACCUGCUAGGCUCGGCAGACAUGGUGUGCUCGGUGGCGUUCGACCGGGACGGGGAGUUCUUUGCUUCGGCGGGCGUGUGUAAGCGCAUCAAGGUGUUUGACUGCAAUGCUGUGCUGCGCGCUGCUGCUGAGCGAGAGGCGUGGGUGAAGGAAGUGAGGGAUGGGAUGGAGGUAGACGAGGAGGAGGGGGAUCGGGAGGGAGCAGAGGGGCGAGUGGGAGGAGGGGGGAAAGGGGGAGGAGUGUGGGGGAGGGAACAGGGGGAGCAGGGGGGGCAGGGGCAGGAGGAGGGGCAUGAGGAGGAGCUGUUGCAGUACCCGGUGGCGGAGAUGGCGUGCGACUCGAAGCUCAGUUGUGUGAGCUGGAACCCCUUUGUUAAGAGCCUUGUGGCCUCCUCCAACUAUGAUGGCGCCGUGCAGGUGUGGGAUGUGUGUGCGGGCGAGGCGAUCGCAGAGUACAGGGAGCACGAGAGGCGAGUGUGGAGUGUGCACUGUGCGCCCACCGACCCCACCAAGUUAGCCAGCGGCAGCGACGACGGCUGCGUGCGCAUCUGGAGUCUGCAGCAGGACUCCAGCGUGGCCACAAUCCGCACGCGGGCCAACGUGUGUGCGGUGCACUUCUCGCCCGCCUCCUCGCACAUCCUCGCGCUCGGCUCCGCCGACUUCAAGCUCGCCCUCUACGACCUGCGCAAGCUGCGCUCGCCCCUCGCCACGCUCCCCGGCCACUCCCGCGCCGUGUCCUACGUCGCCUUUGCGGACCCGCUCACGCUUGUGUCCGCGUCUACUGAUAACACCCUGCGCGUGUGGGAUUUGAGGGAGGUUCUGGGGAGUGCUGGGGAUGGUUCAGUGAUGGGACUGCAGCAGCAGCAGCAGAGGCAUCCCGGGCAGGGAAGCAUGGCGCCGUGUGUGCUGACGCUGUCUGGGCAUGUGAACGAGAAGAACUUUGUGGGGCUGUCGGUGUCGGAAUCGGGCUACAUUGCUUGUGGCUCCGAGAACAACUCGGCGUAUGUGUACCACCGCAGUGUGCCAGCCCCCAUUACAUGCCACCGCUUCGGCGCCGUGGAUGCAGUCACAGGGCGGGCAGGGGGGGAGGACGCAGGGCACUUUGUGAGCAGCGUGUGUUGGCGCAAGGGCACUCACUCCCUGGUGGCGGCGAAUUCAAUGGGCGAUGUGAAGGUGCUGGAGAUGGUGGAGUGA